AUGGAUUACCAAAAUCGUCCUGGAGGUAAAACUGGUGGUGGUGGUGUUGCCUCAUGGACAGAGACUAAUAAGGAUAGACGUGAACGUCUUAGGCAAUUGGCUUUGGAAACUAUUGACCUACAAAAAGAUCCUUAUUUUAUGAAAAAUCAUUUAGGGUCCUAUGAAUGUAAACUUUGUCUGACUCUACAUAAUAACGAGGGCAGUUAUUUGGCCCAUACACAAGGUAAAAAGCAUCAAGCAAAUUUAGCACGCCGAGCAGCUAAAGAAGCUAAAGAUGCUCCACAACAGCCAGCUCCUGAAAAACCCCGGGUAGAAACUAAAAAGUUUGUUAAGAUUGGACGACCUGGAUAUCGAGUUACAAAACAAAAAGAUGCAGAAACAGGCCAACAGAGUUUACUUUUUCAAAUUGAUUAUCCUGAAAUUACUGAUAAUGUACGACCACGUCAUCGUUUUAUGUCGGCAUAUGAACAAAGAAUUGAGCCACCAGACAGAAAAUGGCAGUAUUUGUUGUUUGCCGCAGAACCUUACGAAACAAUUUCUUUUAAAGUUCCAAGUCGUGAAGUGGAUAAAUCUGAAAUGAAAUUUUGGGCUCAUUGGAAUACCCAAGCAAAACAAUUUUAUUUGCAAUUUGCGUACAAAGUUGAACAAAUGAAGCCACCACCUCCAAUGAAACCUCCUCCACCUUCUUUACCACCUCCACCGCAACAUAACAUGAUGCAUCAACCUGGUUCAAAUAUGAUGUCUCAUAUGUUCCCUCCUCCACCUAUGUAUAAUCCUGGUCCACCUCAAAUGAUGAAUAAUAUGAUACCUCCACCACCUCAAUUGAUGGGUUAA
Macrosiphum euphorbiae (potato aphid) is the source of this 834-nucleotide messenger RNA. The record is from the annotation of a GenBank genome assembly. Lineage: Eukaryota; Metazoa; Arthropoda; Insecta; Hemiptera; Aphididae.